Seminavis robusta is the source of this 711-nucleotide messenger RNA. The record is from the annotation of a GenBank genome assembly. NCBI's taxonomy places the organism in Eukaryota, Bacillariophyta, Bacillariophyceae, Naviculales, Naviculaceae.
AUGGCCUCCACUAGUCUCAUAGUUUCACCAGGGCUUCUUCCCACGGAUUGGAUGCACAUGCCUGAUACUGCUGAUUGGAUGCAAGAAAACUUUGUCGAAGAAAUGAACGUACCAAAAGAGUUUUCAAACGGUUGCAACAGCGCUGAUGCCACAAGGAAGAGUGAUCUGGAGUCAGUGGCAUCGCCAAGGUCCACUCUGAUCAUUCAGUCAAACCAGAAGCCAGUUGUCUUACCUGAACCUGUCUCAAGCUGUGUACCACCUGUGGACGCACCACCGCAAGCCCCAGUGCACUUGAAGGACAUGACCAAGACAACCACAAUGAUGUCAUUCACAAGGUUCAAAAGCAAAAGGCCAAAGGUCAAAAAGUGCAAUUCCUACUCUUAUCCCUCUGUUCGGGCAUCCUUUUCUCACUUCACUGGUGAUACGGAUACCUGCACGGAUGGUCUCAAUGCCUCGUCCAGUUCGGUCACCACACCUCAUGCGUCUCGCAGUAUGCCAAGACCCCGUCGCUGCAACUCCUUUCCCACGGUUGUGUCUCCUUAUUGGCUGGAAGAGCAAAGACUUCAACAACGAAGAUCCAAGUGUGAAGACAGCGUCCGACAACUAUAUGAAGAACGGAAGGAAAACAUUGUGGAAAUAUUCCAGAAUCAGUGGCUCAUCAGUGAUGACCUCGAUGAGUAUGAGUAUGGCGAUGAUGAGCAACAAGAUUGA